This is a messenger RNA of Penicillium digitatum Pd1, 1533 nucleotides long. RefSeq names its product tryptophan synthase. Lineage: Eukaryota; Fungi; Ascomycota; Eurotiomycetes; Eurotiales; Aspergillaceae. Gene Ontology annotation, biological process: L-tryptophan biosynthetic process. Gene Ontology annotation, molecular function: tryptophan synthase activity. Gene Ontology annotation, cellular component: cytoplasm. The record is from RefSeq and is a predicted model, not a curated record.
AUGCUUCGCUCUCUGCGCCUGUUUCUCUGCUUUUCCUCCAAAUCAUGUGAACCCACUGAUUCCACGACGCAGGGCUCAGAAAACGUGGAAGAUUCCGUUCGCGUGAGACCUGAGGAUAGAACGGUUGUGCAAGCACGAGUUGCGAGUCCCGGCGAAGGGGAACUGGGCCGUGUACAGUCCAGGGUGCCUUCGACUUCUCUCGCGAGCUGCGAUAGCAGCACACAAACCGAAUCGACAAAUGCUUCAGAUGGCGAAACCAGAGCAACGACAGCAUCCUGCAUCCGUGGAAGCACUUCCACGACCGGGUCACCGGCCAAGCUUCUCUCCCCAUCGCCAUUGAACAUAGUCACACCGUACAUCCCUAUCCUGCAAGUAGAUGGCAGUCUGCGGGCCCCGCCGGUCACAUUUGAUGGCUACGGCUCCUAUGGGGGCCGGUUCGCUCCUGAAUCUAUCAUGGGAUUCCUAUACGAGCUGACAUCAUUCUUCGAGGCCACCGUCUCAGACCCUUCGUUCUGGGAAGAGUAUGCCACAUUCCAGCGUGCCCAUGUCACACCACUACAGAGAGCUCAGAAUUUAACCAGCCUGGCCGGAGGGGCUACCAUCUGGCUAAAGCGCGAGGACAAAAAUGAAUACGGCAGCCAUAAGAUCCGCAACAUCCUCGGCCAGCUCCUGCUCGCUCGCCGGAUGGGCCGCUCUGAGAUCGUCACAGAGUGCGCCUCGGCUAAACAUGGCAAAUUCACCGCUGCCAUGUGCGCACGCCUGGGAUUGCGUUGUGUGGUCGUCAUUGGUGCAGAUGAUGCUAGUGCCCAGGAGCAGGAUAUGCGAGAGAUAAAGGGGCUCGGCGCUAAGAUUCUGCCGGCUCGCACCCCCUCCGGCAUGGGUAGUCUACGCGCUGCUAUCACAGAAGCACUGCGAUAUGCGGUCUGCAAUCACGAAUCUGCCUACUACCUCAUGGGUAGCCCGGUGGGGCCCAGUCCACUGCCGACCCUGGCUCGCACGUUCCAAGCCCUUCUAGGCGAGGAGGUUGCAGCUCAAAUGCGCGAGGCAGUAGGUGGCCAGCCGGAUGCCCUUGUCACCGCCAUUGGCAGUGGUAGCGGUGCAAUCGGUCUCUUUCGACCGUUCCUUCAUGACUCAUCGAUUCGUCUAGUUGGCGUUGAAGCCGCCAAGGCAGCUGCCCUAACAGAUGGUGAGCUUGGCGUCCUGCAGGGUGCCCGCACUCUGCUCCUCCAAAACCAAGAUGGCCAGAUCCUUGACUCGCAUUCCAUUUCACCGGACAUGAACUUGUCUACCGUGAGCCCUGAGAUCGCUCAUUGGAAAGACUCUGGCCGGAUUGAAAUUUCCACGGCUACCGACGCGGUUGCCCUGGACGGAUUUAGAACGCUUCAGCACCGCGAGGGGUUCUUGCCUGGUCUUGACUCGAGUCACGCGGUAACCAAGGCACUCGAUCUUGCUAGAGAACUUGGUCCGGGUAAGAAUGUGGUUUUUUUGGUGACUGGAUUUGAUCAUAUUGGCGUACCUGGGUUGGACGUCUGA